CAUCUGCAGCCAACCACAUUAAUAUGGCGACAAAGCAAGAGACGAUGCUUGCACCAUCUGGCAUGGCCGACAUGCCUAAUGGGGUUGCUAAUGCCUUAACUGACAUCAAUUUGGAUGCGCGACGCAUGUCGUCAGUACGUGCUCGAAAGUCGUUGACUUCACAAGCGGUGGUAUGUCUACAGGUUGGGGACGGUGGCGAAGAUGAACCUCCCGAAGCAAUGGACGUGAGUUGGCCUUCGGGAUUCCGCAAAAGAAUAACGUAUGUUCUCUUGGCACCCAUAGUCUUCCCGUUAUGGCUCACUUUGCCCGAUACGAGAGCCGCAAGAGGCAAAAAAUUCUUCCCCGUAACGUUCAUUGGAAGCAUUUUGUGGAUAGCGGCGUACUCUUACCUCAUGGUAUGGUGGGCCAAUAUGGUGGGAGAUACUGUACAGAUACCGCCGGAGGUGAUGGGUCUUACGUUUUUGGCGGCUGGUACGUCAAUUCCGGAUCUCAUCACUUCUGUCAUCGUAGCCAGGAAGGGUUUCGGUGAUAUGGCUGUCUCGUCAUCAGUCGGCAGUAACAUUUUUGAUGUUACCGUUGGAUUACCAGUGCCUUGGUUGCUGUUCGGCAUCAUCUACGGAAAACCUGUUGAGAAACAAUUUGAGUUCGGAGGAAAUGGAACGAUGGCUUUCGAUACACAAAAACUAGAUCUAGAUAUCUUGGGUCAACAUGUAAGGUUUGGGGGCGUCGGAAAAAUAGCACUUGCUGGAAAAGGUCCAUUGGUGUGUUUAAAAUGUGAAACCAAUGAAUCUCCACUUUGGACUAAUGCAGAAAAUUUAGGUGCAAUUUGUUUAGAUUGUGUGAAUGAAGCUAAAGAUAAUCUAAAAACGGAAUUAGAAAAUGAUGAAGAAGAACCUAAAGUUAUCAAACGAAAGCAGCGGCAUACUAGGUCCUACAGAACCAGAUUGAAUCCUUUCGCUGUGCCUAAAACUUCUGCUCCAAAAACAAGAGGUCGUAGGGGUUUGUUAAAAAGGACACCAGUAAAGGCACCUACAGCUGGUAGUUACAUUCAAGUUGGUGAUAUCGUCUCAAUGAGAGAUGCUGAAGGGGACACUUAUUAUGCCCAAAUUAGGGCUCUUAUGACCGACCAAUAUUGCAAUAAAAGUGCUGUCGUAACCUGGUUACUGCCCACUCAAGAAGCUCCACCACCAAACGAAAAUUUUGACCCAGCUACUUACAUAAUAGGUCCAGAAGAAGAUAUAUCCAGAAGUUUGGAUUCGAUGGAAUUUGUAAUGCAUUCUCCAGCAGACUACUACAAAUCCAAAACUACGCCCUACCCUUCACCUGUGGCUACCGCAGAACCAGGUUAUAUAUGGGCGUCAAUUGAUACGUUAAAAUCAUUACAAAUUCGAAAUAGUUGAUAGGUAUUAAAAACAAAAGACAUUAUAUUUAUUAUACUUAUUUUUAAAUUAUGUACCUGCAAAAUUUGAUUUAGAAUUUAUUUUCCCUUCGAUUGUUUUUUACUUAUUUAAUUUUUACAAUUAUGUUGUUUACACAUUUCUUAUAAUUUUUUAGUAUUGAAAUAGUUGGUGAACAUUCAAUAAAAUAAAAAAAAUUAAGGGGAUUAUAAAUGUAAAGCCUUUGGUAUAAAUCUGUAUACAUUUUUUUUUUAAAUAUUCUAUUUAACUCUUUAUAUUAAUAUACUUUGAUGUUUUUCCUACAAAAGAUCUCAUAUACUUUUAAUUUUCAUUUAUUAUGAUUAUUGGCUUAGUAAUUUAUUGAUUAAAAGAUAAUGAAAAAACCUUUAAGAUGACGGUUAAGAAUAAUUUUGAUUUUUCACGUCAGUGACUCAAAAUUGUACAUUUUUUAAUACAGUCAAUAUCUAAUAUUUUGACAGACAUCAAAUUUUUAAUGUAAGAAAGUUUGAACAUGUACUUUUUAUAAUAAAGAAUUUUAUUUUGUCAAUUUUUUUGACACAGUGUGUUUGUAUUAAAUUCGAUUAAGAAAACAAGAAAAAAGACAUUAUUUUUGGUAACAAAAUCAUUUCCAAAUUAUUAGGUGGGCGGUACGUUCGCCUGAUCUAACUUUUUCGCGUGUGGUACUGUUUGUAGCUAAUUAUAUGAGUAAUAGUUUUAAUCUUUAAAUUGUAAUUUAUAGGCAAAUUAAAAGGAG
Psylliodes chrysocephalus is the source of this 2151-nucleotide messenger RNA. The record is from the annotation of a GenBank genome assembly. NCBI's taxonomy places the organism in Eukaryota, Metazoa, Arthropoda, Insecta, Coleoptera, Chrysomelidae.